Paracoccidioides lutzii Pb01 is the source of this 1512-nucleotide messenger RNA. RefSeq lists its product as hypothetical. The transcript has 7 exons. Gene Ontology annotation, molecular function: DNA binding; zinc ion binding. Bases 1 to 1512 code for a protein of 503 amino acids. Gene Ontology annotation, biological process: DNA-templated transcription. Gene Ontology annotation, cellular component: nucleus. The record is from RefSeq and is a predicted model, not a curated record.
AUGGAACUGACUGUCUCUUCCCGCAACAAAAAUAUCAGAAUUCCUCGCGACGGUCAGUCCAUUGUGCGCAGAAGAGAUCAGCCAAGACCAAGGACGGCUUCCAAGAGACAAGUUCUCGUGGAUCGGAGAUCUGCCCGUUCCAUUGGAGAUAAGGAAAUAUCCUCAGAGCUCCCAGUGGAACAUUUGGAGUCAUUGUGCUCCGAUACCGAAGGUCGUGAAGAGACACCGUCGAAGGGUGUAGGGAUAUUUGCAGAAGCGGGAACUACAGUUCUCAUAUCUGAUAUCCUGGAGAACUACCUGACAACUACUGCAGCAACUAGAGGCAGGAGGCUAGUUUGUGCGGUUCCGCUUGGGAAUACAUCUACUCGAACUGCUCGUCCAGUCUUAUUUGACACCAGCCCCACGCAAGGGAUCUGGCAGAUCUGUGAGUGGCAACUCGCCUAUACUCCAGUAACCCUGUAUGAAACUGAUGACCGGGCCAUUGCCAAUAGUUUCUUCGCUAAGGCGAAUAUUCGCCGAAACUACGCAGCAUGCGCUGCCCUAAUGUCAAUUUUAUCUGGGUCCAAGCAUGCGAAGCUUUAUAUUCAGAAAGCAUUUCUGUCUCCUGGAAUGUCAACUGUGAUGGCGAUUAUGCUUAAUGUUGGUGGAAGGCCUAGUACAACAAUGUUAUGCAAAGCAGGGCUGCUGGGUCUGGCUGUUGCAUUUCCCAAUUCAAUUGGAUUACAUCGAGAUCCCUUAAACUGGAACAUGCACUCUUCAGAAAAGCAGCUUCGCUUAAGGAUCUGGUGGUUGGUUGUUGUCUAUAAUCGCUGGUGUAGCUUAGCAUAUGUCACUCCGAUGCAUGUUCAUCGCCCGCAGCAUGAUAUCCCCCUUCCAAACUCACAGAAUGUGUGUUCCUCUAAUGUUUCGCCAUCCCAGGUAGCUGCGACAUCGGUAUUUGUAUCCCUUAUCACCCUUACCGAAGUGCUAGGUAGCUAUUUAGAGUACAUUUGCCACGUCGCAAAGACUCCUACGGAUCAUUUCGAGAAAACCAUCGCACAGACCGAGGUUCUCCUGGCGCAAUGGGAGGAAACUCUGGGCGAUGAUAUCCCUGAAAAACGUCUCCUAUACCAUAUUCAACUUGAUCGAGAUCGGGGGAUGGCGCAAGCGGAUGAAAGCUCAGAAUGCCCGGUAUACUUCCGGGCCCAAAGGACAGGUGGGGAUAUUGUCCAUUUUGUGCAAGAGCUGGAUGAGUCACAUAUGCACGGAUUUUGGAUUCCUGCAAAUGCAUUCACGCAUUCACAACGUCACCGGCGGGACUUUACUUGGGAUCUCGCAGAUAAUUGUUUGGAGAAUUGCAGCGGCAUGCAAGAGAAAAUUGAAGCUGGGGUGCAUUAUUCAGGGCUUGCUUUACCAAACUUUGAAGAGAACUCGGGUAUAGAAGUGCCAGUGCUCGAUGACCUGCUUACGGGAUUUAGUGAUCCAUUCGAGAUGGAAUUUAAUCCUGCAGCCAACGCAGUUGAGCAUGUAUAA